UGAUAUGGUACAGUAAAGGGUAGAUUCUUGUGAUUAUUUUUCACAAUUAUGAAUUACAUAUAUUGAAAAUGUCACUGUCUUUAUUAUGAAUAUUUAGAAAAGUGUAAAGAAUCAUACAUAAUUAGGAUACAAAAUAAAAAAAGAAAAAAUAUUAUCGACAAAUUGAAAUAACAACCCUGGUAUAUUUCAGAAUGUCUGUAGCACCUGAUAUAUUAUUGAAACAGUCCUUACGAAAAUUGGAAUUUCCACUAUGUGCCAAAGAGGCCCUUGUCAAAAUAGGAGAAUUAGUCUGUGCACGAGUGACUAAUAUCAAGCACAUGGAUUUUUGUCUGGCCUUAAUGUCAGAAUUCUUAUUUUAUGAGAUCGACAGGAGAGGAAAUAAGCGUACUAACCCAUUGACAGCAAUUGCAGAACUUCAAUUGAUUGAAGUUCUUUAUGAAUAUUUCACAAAUCUGACUAAUGAGUCAACAAGAAAUACAGUUUUCUUGUCACUCUUUACUGGAACUACAGCCAAUCAACGUAUAGGAGUCUUAAGUAAGCUUGUAUCCAUCGCUGCAGGUAUACCAUGCCCAAGUAUUUUAAUAUCUGCUACUGCCUGGAUGCAACAAUUAGGAAAUAAUUCUGAGAUAAGUUGUAAAUUAGCAGAAGCUUUGGUUGUGGAUUACUUCAUCUUAACAACUGGGAAUCCUAAAAUAAAAUUGCUUCCCGAUAUUGCUCCACAAUUCAUUGCAAAUUUCUUAACAGCAACGGCAGAAAAUUACUUUGUGGAAAAUGGCAAAGAUAUGACUUUUCCACCACUCAGCUUAUUAGAAACAGUUACUUAUUAUAUUUCCAAUAACAGCUCAUUAUGUAUAGCAGCCCAGCAACAACCACCAAUGUUGCCUCCUGGUGCUAUCGCAAUGGAAUCUAACACUCCUAUUGCAGGUCUACUGAGGUGGUGUGUGUUAGCACCCUUAUAUAAUCAAAAUUCUGAACUGUAUGUUAGACUUCACUUGGCAUUGUUAGAUAGUAUUCUAGAAAUACCAUAUACUAAUCCCCCCAAAGCAAUUUCUGCACAAAGUCUUUCCAUCACUUUAAGGUCAAUUAUGAAUUAUGUUGCUGAGUUAAAAAAGCAAAACAAAAAUUUAAGUGAAAUAAUAGACCACGCCCCCUUGAAAAUAUCCCUAGACAGGCAAGCUCAAGCAAUUCAAGUUGCCUUAUUUGUGAAAUGUGUUUAUGGUAAAGUAGAUGAAUUGGUGAAUUACCUACAAAUCUUGCCUUAUAAUAAGUUGAUGAAAAUUGUGAUAAUUACUCAUAAGCAGAUUAAGUGAUCAAGUUUUAUUAAUAUAUUGUUACAAACAAAUUGUGAUAAAGAAUGGAUGAAUAGGAAAUUAUUCCACUUUGGAAUUACUGCUAUUCAAUUCAAAAUUUUGUUUGUUUAAUAUAUAAUGGAAUUAAUUUCAACUUCAACUACAAUCAGUUUCAUACAAAUGCUGUACUCAAGCUCCUCAUAUUAAUCGAGAGGGCUUUUUCAAAUUAACGUAAUGUCAUUAGUUCACUUGAUUUUUUACUUUGUCUGCUUUCAUGAGAAAUGUUUUCAUCAAAUGAUGAUAAGAAAAAUUCAUAUCAAAAUUACUACUAGAAAUUUUGUAUGUAUUUGUGGAUCUUAGCAGCAAUUGGAUACAUUGCAAUGUAAAUAUGUAAAGGGAUUCCAGAGUAAAUUUUCUGCUUAAGUAUGAGUCAAUAUUUUAUGUAAAUAAAAGUGAUGUCCUCUA
Coccinella septempunctata (seven-spotted ladybird) is the source of this 1754-nucleotide messenger RNA. RefSeq lists its product as uncharacterized. The transcript is spliced from 3 exons. NCBI's taxonomy places the organism in Eukaryota, Metazoa, Arthropoda, Insecta, Coleoptera, Coccinellidae. Bases 192 to 1310 code for a protein of 372 amino acids. The record is from RefSeq and is a predicted model, not a curated record.